UCCAAGCUAUUGAAUACCGGUACAGUAUGCUAAAAAGAACAGUAAGCAGCUAUGUUUUAUUAAUAUACCGUAGCUGCGUGUGUCAAAUACGGUAUGACUCAUUAAAUGACUCCCGCCUCCUGGUGGUAGAGGGCGCUGCCGCGCUAGUGAUCCUUCUUGCGACUUCCGGUACUGCAGAAGAAGUGACCACGCAGCAAUAGAUCGUUUUUUUUCCCCCCUCUCGCCUGAACUUUUAACUUUGAGGAUUACAUACCAGUAUCUAAAAUAAAACCGUUUUCUAAACUGGACUUUCAAUCGAAGCAGGAGGUAAUAAUUAAAUGAGUAUCUCCAUCGAGACAGAGAGACUUUUAAAACCGAAGGAAGACUUCUAUAAACAAGUUAUCAAUGCUUUUGGUCAGAAGGAGCUGCAAAUGGACUCCAUUUACAAGUACAGAAGACGCGCUCAGUCACACGGGGAAAGUUCUUCCAGCGUGUCCGCCUCUCACGUCUCCCCGGCGGCCGGACCCACGCUACCUCGGCCGCCAUGCUGACGCGGGUGAAGUCUGCCGUGGCCACCUUCGUUGGAGGAGUGAUGCCCGGAGGAGGCGGCGGCGGCGUCGACUCUCGCGGUCCCUCGGAAAAAUUCCCGUAUAGCAGACCGGAGUUCCUGGGUCUGUCCCCGGACGAGGUGGAGAGUUCGGCGGAUCAUCGUGUCAGACCCAUCGUCAUCAUGAAGGAGAGCAAGAGGCUGCCCUGGUUCACCGGAUAUGCUGAGGUGAUCAAUUCGGGGAAGAGCACUCUAAAUGAGGACCAGGCCUGCUGCGAGGUGCUGGCGGUGAAGAGAAGAUCCUCGCUGCCCAACGGAGAGGGUCUGGCCCUCAUGGAGGACCUGGCCAACACCGACAACCUGACUUUCCACUACUGGGCGCUGUUCGACGGUCACGCCGGUUGGGGCGCGGCCGUGGUGGCGUCCCGCCUUCUCCAUCACCACAUCGCACUGCACCUACAGGAGGUCAUUGACAUCCUGUGCGCGCCCGACCUGCAGCCUCCUACCUGCCUGAGCGAGGAGCCCGCCCGCACCUACCUAACCCCUACGUCCCAGCGAGCCCUCACCAGGGCCGUGUCUCUACGAGGGGCGGCGGGGGCACCGGCCUCACCCAGCGUUCCGCCCACGCGCUUCUUCGCCGAGAAGAAAGUGUCGCAAGAAAGCCUGAUGGUCGGCGCCAUCGAGAGUGCGUUCAAGGACAUGGAUGCCCAAAUUGAGAAGGAGCGGGCCGUCAACAACAUCUCGGGAGGCUGCACAGCUCUGGUGGUCGUCUACCUGCUCGGUAAAAUCUAUGUGGGCAACGCUGGCGACAGCAGAGCCGUCAUCAUCCGGGGAGGGGAAGUCAUCCCCAUGUCCAGAGAGUUCACGCCCGAGUCAGAGAGACAGCGACUGCAGUUCCUGGCCUUCAUGCAGCCUCACCUGCUGGGGAACGAGUUCACGCACCUGGAGUUCCCGAGGAGAGUGCAGAAGAAGGACGUGGGGAAGAGGAUGCUGUACCGCGACUUCACCAUGUCGGGAUGGGCCUAUAAAACCAUCCAGGAUGACGACCUGAAGUUCCCCCUCAUUUACGGCGAAGGGAUAAAGGCCCGCGUGCUAGCGACCAUCGCGGUCACCAGAGGUCUUGGCGACCACAGCCUCAGAGUCUACGACUCCGACAUCUUCAUCAAGCCUUUCCUCUCCUGCUGUCCAGAGGUCCAAGUGUACCCGCUGACGCAGUACCAACACGGCGCGGACGACGUCCUGGUUCUAGGGACCGACGGUCUGUGGGACGUCCUCUCCAACCAGGAAGUGGCCGAGUCCGUCACCUGCUUCCUGGCCAACUGCGACCCCGACGAUCCGUACAGGUACACGAUGGCCGCCCAGGAGUUGGUCAUGAGAGCUCGUGGCGUGCUCAGGGAUCAAGGCUGGAGGAUCUCCAGCGACAGGGUGGGCUCCGGAGACGACAUUUCAGUCUACGUUAUCCCGCUCAUGCACGGAAACAUGCUCGACUAAGACACAAACUUGACCCUAAACGUCCUCAUCCCUUCUUGUUCCAUCGAAAAAUAAUCGGAAUUGACAAUUGGACCUUUCUAACCAACGUAAAACUGCUGUGUCGGGUAUUUCUCUACUAAUACACCCUUAAAAUACACUACUGGUUGUGUAGUUGCACACAGGUGUCGCUGAGUGGGAAGACCAAGCAGUCAUGUGAUGCCAGCAGCUUGUAUCUACCAGAAAUUCUGUGUCAAUUGUUUGGAUACAUUUUGGAGUACAAAGUGGAGAAAUAUUUGAGAGUAACAACCAUACUUUCUUGACAAUCUUACAUUCUUGCCAUAAUCUCCCAGCAGGUGUUUCUUAUUGAAACUGUAGGAAGCCAUAUUGUACCUCUAAGGACUAUAUUUAGUACUAAUACUUGUAGCAAUGUGAAUACAUUAAGGUUUUAUUUAAUAUUUGUAUUGUUUACAUGAAUAUUGUAAACCAAAAUGGAUGGCACUUACUGUUAAAAAAAAAUCUCAUUAAUUGAAAGAAGACCCGACUAUCUUUCUGUUCUGUAUACUCUACAUCUGUAAUUACACUGUUUGGCCACUGUGUCAAAGUGGAGCUGUUCUAAAACCUACUUUUGUACCUCAUUGAUUGAGACUUUUUAUUCGUAGAUUGCACAGUACAGUAGUCUGUACAAUUGACCACUAACUGGUAAGACCCGAAUAAGUUUUUCAACUUGUUUAAGUCGGGGUCCACGUUAAUCAAUUCAUGUUUCUUUGUAUUAAAAUGAAUGAUUAAAUAAUAAUAAUGAGGGGACAACCGUCACAUAAUUUUGUUUCUUGUUUUAUUCUGUAAGUAUUUGCGUAAAAUGUUUAAUUUUAUGUAAAUGAUGAAACUGUCAAUUGUUUGUGAAUGUUGAAUUUUGUAUGACGGAAACCUUUCCAACCAUAAUUAAACAAGUCUCUUUUGGGUGGACGUUUUACUCAAAUUGU
Entelurus aequoreus (snake pipefish) is the source of this 2976-nucleotide messenger RNA. RefSeq names its product protein phosphatase 1H-like. The transcript is spliced from 11 exons. Gene Ontology annotation, molecular function: protein serine/threonine phosphatase activity. Lineage: Eukaryota; Metazoa; Chordata; Actinopteri; Syngnathiformes; Syngnathidae. The record is from RefSeq and is a predicted model, not a curated record. The coding region runs from base 524 to 2017 and encodes 497 amino acids. Gene Ontology annotation, biological process: protein dephosphorylation.